ACAGACUCAACCAGUUGAAGCACAAGAAGAUAUGCAAAUGCCACAAGCGGACACUCCUAAAAAGAAGGGGACAAUAGCAGUACCUAGGAGAUCAACACCCAGUAAAGUCACUGCUAGUGCCAUGAGAAACGAACUCCCAAAAAAGCAACACCCAAGAGAAAUGUAGCAUAUCCUUCAACCUCUAGAAAGAAACUAACACCCAGGAGGGCAACUAAGCUGUCAACCUCCAGUGAAACCCUGCCGCAACAAGUAGCAACUGCCUCAGCCUCUUUAGAUGAACCGUUAAAUGCACAACACUAGUCAAGUCCAUCUAGUGAUAGUGACAACUUUGUAGAGGAUGAGAAUUACAGAAUUGAUCGUAGAGAGGCAUUUGUAGAUGAUGACUUUGAUGAAGAUGAACUAUUUGAUGAGUUUAGCAAUAAUGGCAAGGGGAAAAUGAAGAAGAAUGUGCAAGAGAAAGAGGAUGACGGUGCCUACAGUGAAUGUGGAGGGCAAUGAGACUGUGCUUGAACCAAAUAAUGAACCUAGGGAGGCAGUGAAUGUGGAGGGCAAUGAGAGUGUGCUUGAACCAGGCCAGGAAGAUAGGGAGGCAGUGAAUGAAGUUGAUGGUGCCCACAGUGAUGAUUCCUUUCAAGCUGCUAUAUGUAGUGAAGAUGAGGAACUGAAUGAGAUUAGGCAAUGCAAUAAGGAGAUUCUAAGUCAAGAGAUGGGCAACAUUGUUUUAAACUCUGGUGCAGUACUAGGAGAGGGUGUUGAUGCAAGUAACUCCAUUCAAUUUAACACUGUCAGACCCUCUCGAGUGGUUAAUGCUAAUGUACCAACAUCACCUCAUGAAGGAAUGCAUUCAAGAGCUGACAACACAAUUGAUGAACCUGGGCCAUCAACCACUGAACCACAACAACAGUCAUGGUCAGAUUUUUGUACAAAUUAUGAUGGUGGAUAUGAAUCAUAUCCUAGAUCAAGUGGUGAUGAAGGUCCCAUAAUGGCAAGUGAUGAGGAUGAAACUCUUGUCCAAAGUUAAAAAAAAAAUAGCAAAGGUCAAGUAUCUAUUUUUUAAUGAAGAAGUUGAGAUGAAAAAUGUUAAAUUGACAGUAGGAUUGAAGUUCACGUUAAGGGAAAUAUUAAAAGAAGCAAUAUUGAAUUACUUCAUACAAGAACACUGACAUUGCUUAUGGAAAAAAUGAUAAGAGGCAAUUGAAUGUGAAUUGUGCACUCUAUCAUUGGCAGCUAAAUGCUACACCAUAUCGUGAUGAUGCUAGUGCUUGGAAAAUCAAUAGUAUGCACCAUUAUCAUACUUGUAGUAGGACAAUCAAGAAUAGGCUAAUCACUGAAGAUUGGCUUGCAGAAAAAUUCAUUGACAACUUUUGAGGGAUCCUACGUUCAAGCCCAAAGAUAUGAAAGCAGGCAAAAACAAUAUGAAAUCGUAGUGGAUUUAAGGAAAUGUAGGAGGGCAAAGAGUAGGGCUUUGAAUGCAACAGAUGGUUUGUUUAAGAAGUAAUAUGGCUUGUUAAAGCCAUACAUGAGAGAGCUCUUAAGGAGUAAUGAUGGAAAUACAUGCAUUCUGAAGGUCACAGAUCAAAGUGAUUCAUUAGAAUCAGGGGUCUUUCAAAGAUUCUACGUGUGCUUUGUAGGUAAAGUUCAAAUGUUUGUUAGAAAAUUUUGAAGUUUUAUCAAAGCUUGUAUGUGCAUAUUUUUUAGGUCAUACUGAAUUCAUUCAUGUGUUCUCAGCCAUGAAAAGGGGGUUCGCCAACAAUUGUAGACCUAUAUUUGGAUUUUAUGGGUGCUUUCUUACACAUGCAUGUGGUGGGCAAUUGUUAAGUGUCGUGGGGAGAGACGACAAUAAUCAAAUGUGGCCAAUUGCGUGGGUCAUUGUGAAGGGUGAAACUAGGAGCUCUUGGAAAUGGUUUAUGAGAAUCUUAUCUAGUGAUCUCAAUAUGGGAGAGGGAGAGGGAUGGACAGUAAUUUCAGACCAACAAAAGGGUUUAGUUUCAGCUAUACAUGAAGUUUGACCCCAAGUGGAGUAUAGGCAAUGUGCAAGACACAUUUAUUCCAAUUGGAGGAAAGCACAUACUGAAAGAACUCUUCAAAAACAAUUUUAGUAUUGUGUGAAGGCAACAUCCAUGGGGGGAUUUUGCAAGAGAGGCUGCCAAACUCAAGGAUUACUCUCAAAGGGCAUACGCCGACUUCAUGGCAAGGGAUCAUCACACCUUUUGUAAGUCACAUUUUAAAUGUCAUAGCCAAUGUGAUAGUAUUGAUAAUAAUAUGUCCGAAACCUUCAACUCAUUCAUCCUUCUUGCAAGAUACAAACCAAUAAUUUCUAUGUUAGAAGACAUUAGACUUGCCAUGAUGGAUAGAAUGCAGUUAAAGUUGAUUAAAGAGGGAUAUUAAGAACAAUUGCACUGUCAAACACAUUGGUCGGAAACAAAUGACUAUAGUGGAUUUGAGAUACAUCACAAAGGGAUUGGCUAUGAGGUUAACUUGGGUGAAAAAACCUAUUCUUGUAGGGUUUGAGACUUGACUGGAAUUAUAUGUCCCCAUGCCAUUAGUGCAAUAUUGUUCAUGAGAAAGAAUCCAGGAGAUUUUGUUGCUCAUUGGUACAAA
Messenger RNA from Asparagus officinalis (garden asparagus), 2601 nucleotides. RefSeq lists its product as uncharacterized. NCBI's taxonomy places the organism in Eukaryota, Viridiplantae, Streptophyta, Magnoliopsida, Asparagales, Asparagaceae. The transcript is spliced from 2 exons. The record is from RefSeq and is a predicted model, not a curated record. Bases 446 to 1021 code for a protein of 191 amino acids.